AUGAAGGCAUUCAUAGUACUCGCUUUGGCUAUUGCUGCCGUCGCUGCGGAGACCGUAGAGCAAGUCCAUCCCAAGGAUUUACCUAGGUCUGCCAAGCUCGAGGGUCGCAUCACCAAUGGCUAUCCAGCCUACGAGGGCAAGGCGCCCUACACCGUUGGCCUGAGCUUCAAUGGCUGGUGGUGUGGUGGUUCCAUCAUUGCUCACGACUGGGUGCUGACUGCUGCUCACUGCACCAACGGUGCCAGCUCUGUAACCAUCUACUACGGUGCCACCUGGCGCACCAACGCCCAGUUCACCCACCAUGUUGGCAGCGGCGAGUUCAGACAGAACCACAGAUGGCCCAAUGAGAAUGGCAAUGACAUCGCUCUGAUCCACACUCCUCAUGUCGAUUUCUGGCACAUGGUCAACAAGGUGGAGCUGCCCAGCUUCAACGACCGCUACAACAUGUACGAUAACGCAUGGGCUGUUGCCUGCGGCUGGGGCAUUACCUCCGAUGGCGGUUCUCAACCCGACUGGUUACAGUGCGUUGACCUGCAGAUCAUCAGCAAUAGCAAGUGCUCUGAGACCUAUGGCCACCAGCCCGACGGUAUUCUGUGCGUUGCCACACCCGGCGGCAAGUCCACCUGCAGCGGUGACUCUGGUGGUCCAUUGGUUCUCCAUAACGGCGGCAGAUUGGCUGGUGUUACGUCGUGGGUUGCUGGCAAUGGUUGCACAGCUGGUCUUCCAGCUGGCUUCACUCGUGUCACCCAUCAGUUGGAAUGGAUUCGCGACAACUCUGGCGUUGCUUACUAUUAAGGUGUUCUAUGAACUGCAUGCAAAAUAAACCAAUUGAACAU
Molecule: messenger RNA, 836 nt
Organism: Drosophila novamexicana
Lineage: Eukaryota; Metazoa; Arthropoda; Insecta; Diptera; Drosophilidae
Product: serine protease 1-like
Exons: 3
Coding region: 1-795 (264 amino acids)
Biological process (GO): proteolysis
Molecular function (GO): serine-type endopeptidase activity
Source: RefSeq, a predicted model, not a curated record